GUCCGGCCCUUCAACGGGUCUGAGGGACAGUGAACUGGCCCCCAGUUUAAAAAGUUUGAGGACCCCUGGUAGAGUGACUGGCUUAGCUUUUUGAGGACAGUGAGGCACAACACUGGGGAUUGAGCCAAUUUUCCUGUCCAGAAUGCUCUCUUUGCCAAGAUUCUUGGGAGGGGCCUUCGAAACUGUUCUCUUGCCCCUCAGGCAUUUAACCCUGGCCCAGGCUUGUUAACUGGGAUCUUGACCCCUUUGGGGUCUUUUGUGGGCCCAGGCCUGUGCUAGCCCCGAUGCUUAGAGGAGAGACACAUUGAUGCCUCACAACCACCUUGCUGGAGACGAUCAGUUCCCAGGGGAAGCUGAAGGAUUGGAGCAGCGGAGUAACCUGCCUGAGGACACACAGUUCGGGGCGGUAGGGUCAGGAUCCAACCUGACUUCUGUCCUGAGUCUGAAGCAGGGAGACAGAGGUGUUUUUUGGGUUCUGGGAGGGAGGCUGUGGCCUGGUGUGGACUUGAAUCCUCCUGUUCUGAUCCGUGCUAGGUGAGAUGGGCAGGGCCCCACUGGUCUGUGGGCGGGCCUGUUCCUGCCACUGGAGCGUCUUCCCAGUCAAUUAGAGAGAUGUGAGGUGAGCGUUCAUUCCAUAGCUCGGGCACCUGCCCUAGGGUAAUUGCAGGAAAACAGGGACGCGUUAGUCAGCUGAUCAUCAAAACAGCACAGAAAUCCAAGCUCUUAAGAAUCUGUCAGCCAUUUCACCAGGUGUUUAUCUCACAGGAAUGCCCAGAGGUGGACCCGUGCCACUUGCUGGACUGUCCAGGUGGAAAAGAGGAAACAUUUGAUUUGCUGCUGGGGCAAUGGAGGCUAGGGACUUGGUCAGGAACAUUGAGGCACUUCUAGGCAUUUGGCCAGGCCGACCUAACUGCCCCACUCACCCCCACAGGGAGCUGUGCCGUGCUGCUAUCCUUCUGGUGGACCGCCCUGUCUCCGUGGUGCGGCCUCAGUGGGUUUGUCCCAAACGUGCUUGGUCAACCGAGCCCAGGAGGCUGCUGUCGCCUAGAAAGGGUGCGAUCUGGCCCAGCCCUCCCAUGGAGGCAGUGCCGGGGCUCCGGGCUUGGGUGGAGCUGGGAGUUGGUCUCACAUAGCCACCUCUCAGUGGGUGCUGGGCCCUCUGGGGCUUUGCUGGUCUUCUAUUGGCUGCCUCCCUGUGCAGCCAGCCCGCCUCUCCGCUGCUCAGAGAUGGAAUAGGAGUGGGCAUGGAGCAGGGGGAUGAGAAGAGGGGACAGCAAAGGCUAUGCUAGAUGGACAUGAGGUGCUGUCCAGCCUGGCACCCUGGGCAGGCUGAAGGCUGCUAAAUGGGCUUUGAGCAAGAAACAUGGACACUCUAGGGACUCUGGCAUCCCAAGGGUGCUGAGACUGGGUGCCUACCAUUGAGGGAUGGCUAGACUCUGAGGUGGACUAGGUACUGUUUGCAGGACCCCAUGGCUUCUGUCUCUGAGGGCUGGGCUUCUCAUCUGUGGCUCCUCACAUUGACUUGUGGGCCAUCGUUCCUCGAGUGGGGUCCAGCUCUGGGCCAGGAGACUUUAGGCUUCUAAGUGGAAGAUGCAUCACUGUAAGCGAUACCGCUCUCCUGAGCCAGACCCGUACCUGAGCUACCGAUGGAAGCGGAGGAGGUCUUACAGCCGGGAGCAUGAAGGGAGACUGCGCUACCUGUCCCGGAGGGAGCUGCCGCCCCGCAGGUCGAGAUCCAGGAGCCAUGACCGCCUGCCCUACCAGAGGCGAUACCGUGAGCGGCGAGAGAGUGACCCGUACCGCUGUGAAGAGCGGAGCCCAUCCUUGAGUGAGGACUGCUAUGGGUCAUCGCGGGUCCACCACCGCCGGCGUUCCCGGGAGAGGGGGCCUUAUCGCGCCCGCAAGCAUGCCCACCACUGCCACAAGCGCCGGACCAGGUCUUGUAGCAGCGCCUCCUCGAGAAGCCAACAGAGCAGUAAGCGCAGCAGCCGGAGUGUGGAAGAUGACAAGGAGGGCCACCUGGUGUGCCGGAUCGGCGAUUGGCUCCAAGAGCGAUAUGAGAUUGUGGGGAACCUGGGCGAGGGCACUUUUGGCAAGGUGGUGGAGUGCUUGGACCAUGCCAGAGGGAAAUCUCAGGUUGCCCUGAAGAUCAUCCGCAACGUGGGCAAAUACCGGGAGGCCGCCCGGCUCGAGAUCAACGUCCUCAAAAAGAUCAAGGAGAAGGACAAAGAGAACAAGUUCCUGUGCGUCCUCAUGUCGGACUGGUUCAACUUCCAUGGGCACAUGUGCAUCGCCUUCGAGCUACUGGGCAAAAACACCUUCGAGUUCCUGAAGGAGAAUAACUUCCAGCCUUACCCUCUGCCCCACGUCCGGCACAUGGCUUACCAGCUCUGCCACGCCCUUCGAUUCCUACACGAGAACCAACUGACCCACACAGACUUGAAGCCAGAGAACAUCCUGUUUGUGAACUCCGAGUUUGAGACCCUCUACAAUGAGCACAAGCGCUGUGAGGAGAAGUCGGUGAAGAACACCAGCAUUCGCGUAGCCGACUUCGGCAGCGCCACCUUCGACCACGAGCACCACACCACCAUCGUGGCCACGCGGCACUAUCGGCCGCCUGAGGUGAUCCUUGAGCUGGGCUGGGCACAGCCCUGUGACGUCUGGAGCAUUGGCUGCAUCCUCUUCGAGUACUACCGGGGCUUCACGCUCUUCCAGACGCAUGAAAACCGCGAGCACCUGGUCAUGAUGGAGAAGAUCCUGGGCCCCAUCCCCGCCCACAUGGUCCACCGCACCAGGAAGCAGAAGUACUUCUACAAAGGGGGCUUGGUUUGGGACGAGAACAGCUCCGACGGCCGGUAUGUGAAGGAGAACUGCAAGCCUCUCCAGAGUUACAUGCUCCAAGACUCCCUGGAGCACGUGCAGCUGUUUGACCUGAUGCGGAGGAUGCUGGAGUUCGACCCCGCCCAGCGCAUCACACUGGCUGAGGCCCUGCUGCACCCCUUCUUUGCUGGGCUGACCCCCGAAGAGCGCUCCUUCCACAAUAGCCGCAACCCAAGCAGAUGACAGGUGCAGGCCCCUGCAUGGAGGCAGCGGCAGAGGUGUCAGCAGCCAGGACUGGGCUGCCCAGCCCCUUUCCUCCAGCCACCACCACCAGGCACCCGGCGCCGGGGUUGGGGCCGGGGCCAACCAAGGAACAGUGUCAUGUGAAGGAAGGCAGGCAGGCAGGAGGAGCCUGCAGCAGGAGACUUGGUGCCCAGCUGCCAGAAAGCACAGAUCUGACCCAAGCUAUUUAUAUGUUGUAAAGUUAUAAUAAAGUGUUUCUUACUGUUUGUAA
This is a messenger RNA of Echinops telfairi (small Madagascar hedgehog), 3334 nucleotides long. RefSeq names its product CDC like kinase 3 (gene CLK3). The coding region runs from base 1591 to 3063 and encodes 490 amino acids. Gene Ontology annotation, biological process: protein phosphorylation. Lineage: Eukaryota; Metazoa; Chordata; Mammalia; Afrosoricida; Tenrecidae. The record is from RefSeq and is a predicted model, not a curated record. The transcript has 13 exons. Gene Ontology annotation, molecular function: ATP binding; protein kinase activity.